AUGGAUAAGAAUUUGUCAUUGAAGUUAAAUGGUGGCAGACAUGAACAAGGAAUACUACAGGGCCUCGAUCCCUCUAUGAAUCUUGUGAGUGAUGAGUGUAUGGAGAUGGCACCUAGUGGGCAUCAGAAUAACAUUGGAAUGUUGGUCACACAAGGAAAUGGCAUCAUCAUGUUUGAAGACUUGCAAAGAGUCUGA
Peromyscus leucopus (white-footed mouse) is the source of this 195-nucleotide messenger RNA. RefSeq names its product small nuclear ribonucleoprotein G-like. Gene Ontology annotation, cellular component: precatalytic spliceosome; U12-type spliceosomal complex; U1 snRNP. The transcript has a single exon. Lineage: Eukaryota; Metazoa; Chordata; Mammalia; Rodentia; Cricetidae. The record is from RefSeq and is a predicted model, not a curated record. Gene Ontology annotation, molecular function: RNA binding. Bases 1 to 195 code for a protein of 64 amino acids. Gene Ontology annotation, biological process: mRNA splicing, via spliceosome.